Molecule: messenger RNA, 2913 nt
Organism: Gracilinanus agilis (Agile Gracile Mouse Opossum)
Lineage: Eukaryota; Metazoa; Chordata; Mammalia; Didelphimorphia; Didelphidae
Gene: PCDH20
Product: protocadherin 20
Exons: 2
Coding region: 1-2913 (970 amino acids)
Biological process (GO): homophilic cell-cell adhesion
Cellular component (GO): plasma membrane
Molecular function (GO): calcium ion binding
Source: RefSeq, a predicted model, not a curated record
AUGACUGCAGUUUCACUGGGAAUGAACUGCCCAGGGAAUGAGAGGCGCUCAGGAACCCUAAGAGUCAGCUGGCUGCGGGAGAACCGGCAGCAGCCUCUGGAUAUGGGUCAUCUCUACGGUCCCAGGAGCAGCACCAGUCGGAGGAACCUGCCGCAUCUGUUACUGUUUUUCCUGUUCGUGGGACCUUUCAACUGCUUCGCAAGUUACAGUCGAGCCACAGAGCUCUUCUACAGCCUGAACGAGGGGCUACCGGCUGGAGUGCUCAUUGGUAGCCUUGCAGAGGACUUGCAGCUUGUCCCCCAGGCAGCAUCAGCAGAGGCGGCAGUGGCAGCAGGGGGUGAGGAAGACCCGCAACUGCACCAGCACCCUGGAGAGGAAUGGGACCCCCCUCUUUCCUUCAGUUUGGCGUCCCAAGGGUUAGGUGAUCAGUAUGUGACCCUGGACAACAGUUCAGGGGAGCUGCACACUUCUACACGAGAAAUUGACCGAGAGGCGCUCUGUCUUGAAGGAGGUGGGGGAGGCGGCGGUGGGGGAGGCGGGAGGAGUGGCAUCUCAGUCUCCUCCUCAGCUUCCUCAGAAUCUUGUGUCUUGCUCCUGGAUGUCCUAGUCCUGCCUCAGGAGUACUUCAGAUUUGUGAAAGUGAAAAUUGCCAUCCGGGACAUCAAUGACAAUGCACCUCAGUUCCCUGUGUCCCAGAUCUUUGUCUCAGUUCCUGAAAAUGCACCUGUCAACACCCGACUAGCCAUUGAGCAUCCCGCCCUGGACCCAGAUGUGGGUAUUAAUGGGGUUCAAACUUAUCGCCUCUUGGACUAUCACGGUGUCUUUACCCUGGAUGUUGAGGAGAAUGAAAAUGGAGAGCGCACCCCAUACCUAAUUGUCAUGGGGUCAUUAGACAGGGAGAUUCGAGACCAGUAUGUAACCAUCAUCAUUGCAGAAGAUGGUGGCUCUCCACCUCUCAUGGGGAGUGCCACUCUCACUAUUGGCAUCAGUGAUAUUAAUGACAAUUGCCCCCUUUUCACAGACUCACAGGUCAAUGUGACUGUGUAUGGAAAUGCCUCAGUGGGCACUUCUGUGGCAGGUGUCCAGGCUGUGGAUAGAGACUUGGGUGCCAAUGCUCAGAUCACCUACUCCUAUAGCCAGAAGGUUCCACAGGUAUCAAAAGAUCUCUUCCACCUGAAUGAAAUCACUGGAGUCAUUAAACUCUUCAAAAAGAUUGGGGGCAGUGUUCUGAGAUUACACAAACUCACUAUACUUGCCAAUGGACCAGGCUGCAUUCCAGCUGUAAUCACUGUCCUGGUGACCAUCAUCAAAGUAGUUUUUCGUCCACCUGAAAUAGUCCCUCGUUAUAUUGCUAAUGAAGUUGAAGGAAUGGUUUACUUAAAGGAGUUGGAACCAGUUAACACCCCAGUUGCAUUUUUCACUAUCAGAGACCCAGAAGAUAAAUAUAAGGUGAAUUGCUACCUGGAUGGUGAUGGACCAUUCAGAUUAUCUCCCUAUCAACCAUACAGCAAUGAAUACUUGUUGGAAACCUCAAAGCCUUUAGACUAUGAGAUGCAACCUCUCUAUGAGAUAACUGUGGUAGCCUGGAACUCUGAGGGAUUUCAUGUUAAAAAGGUCAUUAAAAUCCAGAUUCUAGAUGACAAUGACAAUGCACCUGUCUUCACUCAACCAUUGAUAGAACUAUCUAUUGAAGAAAAUAAUGCACCAAAUGCCUUUCUGACAAAGUUGCAUGCCACAGAUGCUGACAGUGGGGAGAGAGGUCAAGUUUCUUAUUUCCUUGGACCUGAUGCACCAUCAUAUUUUUUGUUAGACAGGAUCACAGGGAUUUUAACUGUGUCCACUCAGUUGGACAGAGAAGAAAAAGAAAAAUACAGGUACACGGUAAAAGCAGUUGACUCUGGGGUACCACCCCAAGAGUCAAUAGCUACAGUUGCCAUCACUGUGUUGGAUAAAAAUGACAAUAGCCCUAGGUUUAUCAACAAGGAUUUCAGCUUUUUCGUGCCAGAAAACUUCCCAGGUUUUGGUGAAAUUGGAGUAAUCAGUGUCACAGAUGCAGAUGCAGGACGAAAUGGAUGGGUUGCCCUUUCAGUGAUGAACCAAAGUGAUAUUUUUGUCAUUGACACUGGAAAGGGCAUGUUGAGAGCAAAAGUCUCUCUGGACAGGGAGCAACAAAGUUCCUAUAUUUUGUGGGUUGAAGCUGUUGAUGGAGGUGAACCUGCCCUCUCCUCUACUGCAAAAAUAACAAUUCUUCUUCUUGACAUCAAUGACAACCCUCCUCUUGUCCUGUUUCCUCAGUCAAAUAUGUCUUAUCUAUUGGUCCUACCUUCUACACUACCUGGCUCACCAGUUACAGAAGUCUAUGCUGUUGACAAAGACACUGGUAUGAAUGCUGUCAUAGCUUACAGCAUAAUAGGGAGAAGAGGUCCUCGUCCUGAAUCCUUUAGGAUAGACCCCAAAACUGGCAACAUUACUUUGGAAGAGACAUUGAUGCAGAAUGAUUAUGGGCUUUACCGUUUGCUGGUUAAAGUGAGUGACCAUGGUUAUCCUGAGCCCCUCCAUUCCACUGUCAUGGUAAAUCUAUUUGUCAAUGACACUGUUAGCAAUGAGAGCUACAUUGAAAGUCUGUUGAGAAAGGAACCUGAGAUCAGCAUAGAGGAAAAAGAGCCACAAAUUUCAAUAGAACCUACUCACCGAAAAGUGGAAUCAGCAUCUUGUGUGCCCACUUUAGUUGCCCUGUCUGUGAUAAGUUUGGCAUCUAUCACGUUAGUAACUGGGAUGGGAAUAUACAUCUGUCUAAGGAAAGGGAAAAAGCAUCACCGGGAAAAUGACAAUUUGGAAGUACAAAUCCCACUGAAAGGAAAACUUGACUUACAUAUGAUAGAGAGGAAACCAAUGGAGAUUUCUAAUAUUUGA